AUGGAGGACAUUACGCUUGAGCCUCCGACGGAGGGGCAGAUGGACGAGCUUCAGGGUUUCAUCCAAGAACUUGCACACCAGAAUAGAAUGCGGGCACAGGAUGGGGCUCAGCCAAGGCGUAAAUCAGUAUAUUACAAGGAGUUACGAAGCGCCUCCAAAACUCUCGGGGACAAGGGAAGGCCGGUGGCUGGGGCGGCGGUGCUUGCUGCCAGUCCAGCUACAGCUGGCGGCACUGGAAAGGAGAAGGCACAAGGGGGUGCUAGCAGCAAGGCCGCGAUUGGCAAGCAUGCAACGACCGCGGGGUUGUUCGGUGACGUGAUCUUCUGCCAGGCGCACGGCAAGCGGAAGACCCUUCACACGAAGGAUCUGGACCUAGCGCGCAGGAUCCGCGGGAUUCGGAACGAAGACAACACUCUGCCCUUGCAAGCCGCCGUGGAGCACGGCCUUGGGCACAAACGUGAGAAGGUCGGGUACGAGCCCGGCAAAGCGGAUGAAAAGAAAAGGAAGUCCGCAAAGCAAACCGAACGGGAGGCAAGAGAGAGGGCGACAAAGGAUGUUAAAUGGGUUCAGAAGGCGGAGUUGCAGCGCCAGACGCGAAUGGCUGCGGAGCGCGCGGCUCGGGAAGCUGCGCAUGGGCCUCAGGGAGGGGCUAAAAGGUCAAAGCAGAGUGGAAAGAGGGAGAAGAGAGCGGCUUGA
Molecule: messenger RNA, 696 nt
Organism: Klebsormidium nitens
Lineage: Eukaryota; Viridiplantae; Streptophyta; Klebsormidiophyceae; Klebsormidiales; Klebsormidiaceae
Source: the annotation of a GenBank genome assembly